Gopherus evgoodei (Goodes thornscrub tortoise) is the source of this 5657-nucleotide messenger RNA. It is a transcript of the gene TSGA10, whose product is annotated as testis specific 10. The record is from RefSeq and is a predicted model, not a curated record. Lineage: Eukaryota; Metazoa; Chordata; Testudines; Testudinidae. The transcript has 19 exons. Bases 126 to 2594 code for a protein of 822 amino acids.
CUGACAGUGAGAAACCUUUUAAAUUGGAAGGAAAGGCUAAGAACAAAGACAAAGUCAUCCAUAAACUGAAUUUAAAGUAGAUUGACGAUCUGAAGAAGAAAAACCAUGAUUUAAAGCAACAUGUUAUGCAAUUGCUUGAUAGUAAGCAGGUGGUGGAGAAUCAGGUGGACAGUUUGACCAAUAAGAAUGAGUAUCUGUGUAAAGAACUUGCUGUAGUUGACAAACUAGCUGAACAGCUGGAAAAAGAAAAAGAAUUAGUCUUGGAUACUGCUGACCAGGAACUUGAGGAAGCAAAGACUCAAAUUAGAUGCCAGCAAAACAAUAUUAGAAAGUUGGAGCACACAAUCAAAAUACUUAGAUCUGUUAUUUUAGAAACAGAAUCUGAAAAAACACUAGGGAAGUCUCCUUCAAGACUUGAUACCUUUAUCAAGACAUUGGAGGAGGACAGAGAUUAUUAUAAAAGUGAAGCUGAGAAUUUGAAGAAGAUGUUUCGAAACACAUCUUCAAGUCCUAAGCACAGCCCCACUCGUAGCAGCAUUUCAAAACAUUCUUCACCUAUCCAGGGAAUGAGUUCAGAUCCAGAAGUUAUGAAAAUAUUCAGAGAACGUGAAGAACUUAAGUCAAUGCUGGAAAAAUAUGAGCGCCACAUGGCAGAAAUUCAGGGUAACGUCAAGGUUCUAACAGCUGAGAGAGACAAAAUCAUCAUUCUUUAUGAUCGGGCACAGGAAGAAAUAUCUCGACUUCGCCGAGAUGUUAUCAAAUCCCCCAAGAUUCCUAAAACGACUGUGACAGCCCAGGCGAUCUUAAGGCGUGUGGAGACAGAAAGGGAUGCGGCUGUUUCUGACUUCCGAAGGAUGACCACAGAACGAGAUAGCCUCAGGGAGAGGUUAAAGAUUGCCCAGGAGACUGCAUUUAAUGAGAAGGCUCACUUGGAACAGAGAAUUGAAGAGCUAGAAUCAACAGUUCAAGAUCUUGACAGUGAACGUUUGGAACAAAUAUCAAAGAUAGCACUGAUGAAAGAGACCAUAGAUUCUGUGGAAAUGGAGAUGAAAAUAUUGGCAAGAAGGGCACUGGAUUCAGAAAGUGAGCUCAGCAGACAAAAAGCAGAAUGUGCUUCACUAAGCUUAUUAAAUGAAAAGACAGAACAGAGUCUUUCAGAGACGCAGCGACAUCUUGCUAAAAAAAAAUAUGAAUUACAACUUACCCAGGAGAAAAUUAUGGUUUUGGAUGAAAAAAUUGAUAACUUUUCAAAACAAAGUCUUGCACAACAAGGAGAAAUCCAUAUUCUCAAAGAAACUGUUGCUGAGCUGGAUACAGAAAAGGACUCCUUACAAGAAUGUGUGGAUGAAAAAACUGAGAAAAUUUCUUCCUUUCAAGAAACCCUGGCAAUGAAAGAAGAGACUAUUUCAGGUUUGAAGGAUCUCAUUUCUGAGAUGGAGCAAUCAUCAAAACAGUCUACUGAAGCUCUAUGCGUCUGUGAGGAGGAUAUCACCAGAUUGCGUCAACAACUGGAUGAAACCAAUGAUGAACUUGCUCAGACUGGCAGGGACAGAGAAUCUUUAGCUCAGGAGAAUGACAGGUUGCAGGAACAACUUCACAGAGUUAAGAAGGAAAAUCAGAUUCUACAUCAAAAACUUGCAAAGUGUCAGAAUGAACUUGAUGAUAUGAAGAUGAAAGCGCAGGAUUCAAGCUCAGAUAUUGCCAGAUUAAGGAGCACAUUGAAUUCUAUAGAGAGAGAGAACUGUGAACUUUCAGAGAGCUACCACAGAGCCAGUGAGCAGGCAGAAAGCUGGGAAACAAAAUUCCACCAAGCGGAAGGAGAUUGCAGCUCUGUCCGAUUGAUGCUCCUCAAUACAGAGUCUGAGAGCCGCAGGCUGAAAGAAAGAAUGGAAUCCCUUGAAAUAGAGAUUGAGCAACACUUAACAACAGAAAAAGCCUACAAGUCACAGAUUUCUACCAUAAACAAGUCUCUUAUGAAAAUGGAAGAGGAGCUGCAGAAUGUGCAGUUGGAGAAAGUCUCCGUUCUUGCAGAUCUCACUUCUACACAAGAGCUUUGUAUUAAAUUAGACUCUAGCAAAGAGCUACUAAAUCGGCAACUAAACUCUACAGCACAAGAAGUAGAAAGGCUGCAGAGUGAAUGGGAGUCUUCUCGUUCUGAAGUAGAACUCCUGAGGAAACAACUCGCUAAUGAAAGAAUCUCUAUGAAAAACCUGGAAUCUUUGCUGGUGUCCAACCGUGAGAAAGAAUUUCAGUCUCAGAUAGCCAAACAAGAAAAGGAAUCUGAAAUUCAGCUUCUUAAAGAGCAGCUUUCUCUGGCUGAGAAUAAACUUGCUAUCCAGAAUCGAGAUUUUGCUCAGCUCAGAAAUACAACAACUCAGCUAGAGUCUGAGCUAGAUAUCACCAAAAGGCAGCUGGGGACAGAGCGCUUUGAAAGGGAACGUGCUGUACAAGAGCUUCGUCGCCAGAGUCUUACUACUACAUACCAAUUAAGCUCUACUUUAAGGACAUCAUCACCUGACCGUUCCCUCCGUCGAUCUCCUGAUUGGACUCUGGACAGAUCCUUGGAAGGGAAUUCUACAUUCAGGGACUUCUAACAUUACUCAGGAUGACAUGAACUGAAUCGGCACAUCCUCUGGAAAACUGUAGGCUUAAAAUGAACUCAGCGUUUGUUAAACAAUUGUUUUUCCCUGCUGACUGUUAAAUUACGUUAAAUAUACGUUAAUAUACCAAUGUAAGAGAACACAUAAUCUGAAAUUCUUUUAUUUUGGUCAAUGGAAAGAAAUCAGUCUUUAUGUUCUGUAUUUUUUAUACUGCUAACCUUUAUUAUUUAGUGCGAUAUCACAAUGACCCAUUUCAGGAAAUAGAAGGAGAAAUGCACACAGCUGCAUCUGUACAUUGAUAGUGUGCAAAGGGAAAAGUUUGUAUGUUCCCCUAUUAAAAAUGUAUACAGUAGUAGGGAAAAUGAAGAAGAGUGUAACCAUACAAAAUUUACAACAGAUAUUUGGAUGCAGAUUUUUUUUAAGUUGGAUGUAUUUUUGCCAAAGUAUGUUGUUGUGUUUACAUUUGAAAGCACAUGCCAAGCCUUCUCUUCAAGAUGAGGCACAUUCUUCUCUUAAUUCCUUACUUUUGCAUUUUGAUACUCUUGGGAUUAACAUCAGGUUUUAUUCAUUUUUAUUUCAAAGCCAGUAAAUCUAUUACCCAUCUAUGAAUAUUAGUAUGAGAGUCUGUUACAAAUAUAUGCAUACUAUGAUUGGAAGGAGUAUUUAAUUAUUGAGCAUAUUACAAUUGUGCUAACCUCUUAUCAAAGUUUAUUAAUGUAGAUAAAUUUUAUUUGUAAAGAUAUCUGUAUUUUAAAUUAAUUUGCUUAAAAUUUAAAAGAAAACUAAUACAAAUCUUAGGGGCUAGGUGACAUUUGUUAAUUCAUGUCAAGUUUUUGCACCCUUCAGAUUUGAGGUGCAGGCUUGACAGGUUUUAUUCAACUCUUCCAAAUCAUUUUAUAAACCUAUCACUAUACCUGGAUUGAAUAUGAAUUGUAAAGCCUAAGUAAAACUUUCUCCCUGCUAUAACCUGUCUGGGUGUAUUACCAUUUCUAUGUCUGGAAACAGUGAAAAAUAAUGCUGUUAUUUUAUUUCCAAUUAUUUUCCAUUUGGCCUGUUCCCUUAACUUUUAUGGAGACUUCUUCACCCUUGUGACCAUAAUAACACAGCGAAACCUUUUGAAAAUGUUUUGUGUAGCCAGUCUUUUCUUUGGGGCAGGGAGGAUUGUUCAUUCUAAUGGUUUACUCUGGUAUGUGUUAUAUACAUACACAUACAUACAUCACUUGUGAUGGUUUUCAAAUUCAGCUUUCAAAUGCCUCUCAUUUCCUCUAAAACCUACUAGUAGUAUAGCACAUAUCAAAACUUCUUAUAGUAAAACAAAGCGUUCUUAAAAAAAACUUUUUAAAAAGUAUUUUGAGGAAUAAUGUGCAAAAACAAUUGUUUGUGAUAUAUAUUUUUAUAACAAAAAUGCUUAAGUUUAGCCUUGCUUUCUAGCUACAAUUCUCUAAUCUUCUGUUUGGGAGACCUGGGUUUAAUUUUUGAGGCUUGAUUCUGCAAUCUUUAUUUAAGUGACUAGUACUUAGCCGCAUGAGUAGUCCCACUAACCUUAAUGGAACUAUUGGUAUGAAUAAGGGCUGUGGGAUCAGACCUUGGUAUUAUUCUUUUGCUCACUGGGCUGCUAAUAGGCUGGGAAUUCUGCACUCAGCUCCAGAAUAUGAGAGAGAAGGAAUAAUUUGUGCCAUUCAACACUGAGGCUGCAGUCUGAUUUAAAAAGCAUUGUUGAUGGGAUCUGAAGGGAAUUUGAUUAUCCUUAUCCAUAAGACUAAUGUGGGUAACAUAGGGCAUGAAGAGGGAGAGGUUAAGUAAGAAAAAAUGAGGUAUCCUCAAGAUUGUACAUGGUAUACAAAGGUCCACCCCAAGAAACAUAAAUUUUCAAGUAUUCAUGUUAAUAGAAACAAUGCUCUGUGACUGCAUAGAAAAAUCAGUUGAUUGAUGAUGUUACACUAUCCAUCAAAAAGAUUAUUUUAAUUAACUUGUUGGUAUUGCUUUUUUUAAUCAGAACUAGUUAGAGCCAGAUUAAGAGAAUACUGCUUCAAAAUAACAGUAUUAGAUGUGACACUUCCAUAAUAAUGUUCAGGGCUGGCCUUUGUUUAGAAAACACUCAGCAAACCAGAAUUUAAUAUUCCCCUAUAUACAUGGACCUCUUACUGCUACUCUUACUGCAGUAUAGACUGUACAUAGAGACUAAGAUUUCUGAAGUGGAAUGGAUGGGCAGGAGGAACAUAACAGAAGAUGACCUUUAGUCAUGAAUUUGGGAUGGGUCUAGGCCUGGUUUCCAGGAGCAUUUAGUUGCUCUAAAUUUGUGCACAUUAAAAAAUACAAUAUUAAAAUAAGAGAGAGCUUUGACAGGAUCUAUUGGCUGGUACUGGCACCAUCACUGCAUUUAACUGAAAUUGAGAUCAAAGAAUGAAACGGAGGGGAGAGGGAAAAAAGAUAGGAGAAAUAAACUGACCUGGCCUUAGUUUGUGAAUCACCAGUGUAACUUAAAAAACUAAAACCUUGCUGAGAUUCUUGUUCUGCUGUAAACAGAUGAGGGGAUUUGGAUGGUAUUAGUUCACUGAGCACUGUAUGCUAUAACAGUAUAUUCUAAAAGUCUUGAGACUGUUACUUCAUUCAAGCAUGUUAAACUUUGCUUAAUUUCCUAAGUGAAAAUUGUGUAAUGAACUAAACCAGGACAGUAUUUAUAGCUUUCUCCUAUUUCUGACAGCAGCCUUUUAAUCUUUUUAAUAACAUAUCUCUUUUCACUCCUUAAAACAGGGAAGAAUUUUGAAUGUGUCAAGAUUUAAAUGUUUAUAUAACAUUUUGCAGUGGUUUAUCUUUCCUCAUACUGUGGGAUCUUGGUGGUAGGGCAGUUUUCUUGUCAUUUUAUUAUAGUAUUCUUGUUUGGAAAUAAACAUAUGAAAAUAAUCCAUUUAUUUAUCAUUUCUGUUUCUUGUUGGUAUAUUGUAUGUGACAUUUAGGCACACUUAAUACUGUAAUGUUUGUUAUGCUUUCAUAUUUCACUUAAUCAUUUUAUUAUUUGCAAACAAUCUGAGGAAUAGUAAUUUUUACAGAUUUGAA